CCGCUCUCUCCCCGCCCCCUCCCGCCCUCCCUCUUCGCUGCGUCCCUCCCCGGCUGGCUGAAGGCUGCUCGGGACCGGGACGCAGAGUCCGCGGACCCGGCGCCGAGGCGGCCACCGAGAUCCGUCGUGCACGCUCCGGCCCGCGCUCGGCCUGGUCAUGGCUGCCCCGCGCCCGCCUCCCGCGAUCUCCGUCUCGGUUUCGGCUCCAGCUUUUUACGCCCCGCAGAAGAAGUUCGGCCCGGUCGUGGCCCCAAAGCCCAAAGUGAAUCCUUUCCGGCCCGGGGACAGCGAGGCUCCCUCGGCUGCCGGGGCUCAGCGCGCACAGAUGGGCCGGGUGGGCGAGAUUCCCCCGCCUCCCCCGGAAGACUUGCCCUUACCGCCCCCACCCCUCCUUGGGGAUGGCGACGACACGGAGGGCUCCCUGGGAGGUGCCUUCCCACCGCCGCCUCCCCCGAUCGAGGAACCAUUUCCCCCUGCACCUCUGGAGGAAGAGAUCUUCCCUUCGCCGCCCCCUCCGGUGGUGGAGGAGGGAGGGCCUGAGGCCCCCAUACCGCUCCCCCCACAGCCCAGGGAGAAGGUGAGCAGUAUUGAUCUGGAGAUCGACUCUCUGUCCUCCCUGCUGGAUGACAUGACCAAGAAUGAUCCCUUCAAAGCCCGGGUGUCAUCUGGAUAUACACCCCCAGCAGUCGCCACUCCAUUCAUUUCCAAGUCCAGUACUAAGCCUGCAACUGGGGGCACAGCACCCCUGCCUCCUUGGAAGUCCCCUUCUAGCUCUCAGUCUCUGCCCCAGGCUCAGGCUCAGUCUCCCAGCCAGACACAGUUCCAUGUGCAGCCCCAGCCCCAGGCCAAGCCUCAGGUCCAGCUCCAUGUUCAGCCCCAGCCCCAGUCUGUGCCUUUGGCUAACACCCAGCCUCGAGGGCCUCCAGCCCCAUCUCCAGCCCCUAAGUUUUCUCCAGUGACUCCCAAGUUUACUCCUGUGGCUUCCAAGUUCAGCCCUGGAGCCCCAGGUGGACCCGGGUCACAGCCCAAUCAAAAAUUGGGACCCCCUGAAGUUCCCUCUUCUACUGGUCCAGGCUCCCCUCAGCCCCCCAGCUUCACCUAUGCUCAACAGAGGGAGAAGCCCCGCGUGCAGGAGAAACAGCACCCAGUGCCCCCACCGGCUCAAAAUCAAAACCAGGUGCGCUCCCCUGGGGCCCCAGGACCUCUGACUCUGAAGGAGGUGGAGGAGCUGGAGCAGCUGACCCAGCAGCUGAUGCAGGACAUGGAGCAUCCUCAGAGGCAGAAUGUUGCCGUCAAUGAGUUCUGUGGCCGGUGUCACCAGCCCCUGGCACGUGCACAGCCCGCAGUUCGUGCUCUGGGGCAGCUGUUCCACAUCACCUGCUUUACCUGCCACCAGUGUGAGCAGCAGCUGCAAGGACAGCAGUUCUACAGCCUGGAGGGUGCACCAUACUGUGAGGGCUGCUAUACUGACACCCUCGAGAAGUGCAACACCUGUGGGCAGCCUAUCACUGACCGCAUGCUGAGGGCCACGGGCAAAGCCUACCACCCGCAGUGUUUCACCUGUGUGGUCUGCGCCUGUCCUCUGGAGGGCACCUCCUUCAUUGUGGACCAGAACAACUGGCCCCACUGCGUCCCUGACUACCACAAGCAGUAUGCCCCGCGGUGCUCUGUCUGCGCGGAGCCCAUCAUGCCCGAGCCUGGCCGUGAGGAGACUGUGCGAGUGGUCGCCCUGGACAAGAACUUCCACAUGAAGUGCUACAAGUGUGAGGACUGUGGGAAGCUGCUGUCCAUUGAGGCGGACGAUAACGGCUGCUUCCCCCUCGACGGCCACGUGCUCUGCCGGAAGUGCCACACUGCCAGAGCCCAGACCUGAGUGAGGACUGCAACCCCAUUCCCCAUCAGCGGACCACCCACACUGAGACCAUCCCACCCCUCCACCUGCUCCGCCCUCCUCAGUUAUUUUUUGAUGUCCAGCCCCUCCCUCCAUUCAGACCCCACCCCAGUGUCCCAAGUGCCCUGAUGUAGGGCCCUGACGUGGCCUCAGGCUGCAGAGUCCUCCCCUAUCCUGCAGGGACCACCCCCACCCCCCAGCUCCCCCACCUGAGGGGGCGCCAGGUUGAGCGCUGCUGCUUUCACUGCUGCACCGAUGCCCUCGGCUGGCCCCUGAGAGGCCUCCUCGUCCUCUGCUUGCUGAGGGCUGGAGACACCCUGACCCUCUGGGAGGCUGGACUGGGCCGGGCUCACCUGCCUGGACAUUCCCACCUGCCCCCUUGCUGCCAGGUUGUGGCUACAGCUACAAAUAAAAACCUUGUUUUCCAGAA
This is a messenger RNA of Equus caballus (horse), 2321 nucleotides long. RefSeq names its product zyxin (gene ZYX). Gene Ontology annotation, biological process: integrin-mediated signaling pathway; transforming growth factor beta receptor signaling pathway. Lineage: Eukaryota; Metazoa; Chordata; Mammalia; Perissodactyla; Equidae. Gene Ontology annotation, cellular component: focal adhesion; cytoplasm; stress fiber. The record is from RefSeq and is a predicted model, not a curated record.